UGAAAGGUUCUCCCCGGAGUACCCCGGAUGUUGUACAGGCUGCUCCACGCUGUGUGAGGAAGGUCGCGCUUUGUCUGCUGUUGCUGCUGCUGUUUAUCUUCUUCAGAAAGAUAAUGUCGACCAUAUCUGCUGCCAGCGUAGAGGCUGCCCCUGCAAUCGAGGGGGCACAAGAGAAAAAGCCUCUGAAACCAUGCUGUGCAUGCCCAGAAACCAAAAAAGCCAGGGAUGCCUGCAUUAUUGAGAAGGGGGAAGAAAGUUGCACAAAUCUCAUUGAGGCACACAAGGAGUGUAUGAGAGCACUUGGCUUUAAAAUAUAACAUCAGAGGUGUGAAAAUAAAUGGGCAGAGCUCACCGUGGAUCGGCGUUUGGACUACUUCUAUUUAUUCUACAGAGGGAAGAUUUCUUUGUUCUUUCUUUCUAUUUUGGUUUUUACAAAUGUGAUUUUUCUAUUUUUGUUUCAAAUAUUUCUGUAAAUGAUGAAUAAACAUCCUAUGCAAUGUUA
Astyanax mexicanus (Mexican tetra) is the source of this 502-nucleotide messenger RNA. RefSeq names its product cytochrome c oxidase copper chaperone. The transcript is spliced from 4 exons. Gene Ontology annotation, molecular function: copper chaperone activity; copper ion binding. The coding region runs from base 114 to 317 and encodes 67 amino acids. Gene Ontology annotation, biological process: mitochondrial respiratory chain complex IV assembly. Gene Ontology annotation, cellular component: mitochondrial intermembrane space. The record is from RefSeq and is a predicted model, not a curated record. Lineage: Eukaryota; Metazoa; Chordata; Actinopteri; Characiformes; Acestrorhamphidae.